GGAUCUCCAACAUCAGGCUUUUUUGUUUUUGUUUUUGCAUUCGGGGUGCAGGGAACGUUGGGAGGGGGGGGGUGGGGUACAAGCUUUUACACGUGCGUAGUUCGCUCAUGCUUGUGCCUCUCGCUGUCUGUAAGCAUGUCUAUCAUAGGGGGGGGAGGAGGGGCGCGUGUCAGAGUAGACCAAAUGAAGCUACCAAGGGGGGGUGGGGGUGUUUGUGUGAGCGGAGGAGGAUGCCAAUAAUUAGCUACCAAGCUUGCAGCAACCAGUGUCCGUUUGUUGUCGGCCCGAUUCUAGCACGAGUGACGUCUUCCAACGCCGCUCGCUAGGAACAACAAAAAAUACGAUGGGCGGACGACCGGGCGCGUGAGGUGUGGUGUGCGUACCGUGCCGUACCGUACCGUACCGGACCGUACCGGAAACCAUGUUGUAGGGGAUGGCUUGGCUUGGCACCCGCUUGCUCGACCUUGGCUUGAGCGUUGUCGUCGUUGAUCCUUCUCGUUUUGACACCCUCAUACGGCGAGGCUUGCGGCGCGUGCCUUUGGUUCUUCGUUUUUGAGUGCUGUUUGUGUGUUGCUUGUUCGAGUGCAUACGGUUUAGGUUAAUAGGUUGCGUUUCGUUAUUUUCGCCCUGGUUACAGGGGCGAAGGAUCCCAGGUCGGAUCGGCGGCUAUUUAUGCCGCUGUGUAGCCUAGCAGGUGCGCGAGCGUCCGGGAAAUUAUGAAAAAGAAGGAAAACAGGCGAUAUCGGUUGGUGUUUGUUGUCUCUUGGGGUCGGCCGUUUCAAGUACGCGGGGUUGAUUUGGUGUGUUUGUUUUCCCUCGAAUGGGUCUGAUUGACCACUUGAUUUUCUUUCCUUGUCAUUUGUCGUUGCAGUUUCCGCCCAUGGAAAAAUGUGUUGGUUGUAGCCGUGUGGUGUGUUGGUUGUUGCCCAAGCUGCUGCCUGGCCUGGUCAGGGUUUUCUUGCUUGGGUCUGAAUUGGGUGAACAAAGUUGGUCGUUGUUGUUGUUGUUGUUGUUGUCUCGUCGCGUUGGAGGAGGUCUCGAAGGUUUGUAGAUUCCAUAUUUUCGUGCUCUUGUCUCGUUCGUGUAUCGCCGGCCUUGCAUGUUUUGACGAAACGUCUGAGUGACAGGCCGGGUCUGUGUUGUGGUGUGAGUGGCGUGUUGUGUGCGUUUCUGUGUGUAGUACUCGUGCCUUGAUGCACUCUCUUGUCUUGGUGCGGGCCAUUUCACAUGCCACGUGCAACAUUUCAGUGUUAGCUGUUGUCGUUGUUGUAGUCGUCCAGGACCGGUCAGUGAUGUCAUGCAUAUCCCGAAUCGUUUUCUUUUCUUUCUUUCUUUCUUUCUUUUGUUCUAGUCGUCUUUCUUCUUUUUUUUGUUCUUGUCAUGUGAAGGAAAAUAGCAGGGCUUGGUUGACGUUCAGCAUGUAUCGGUUUCGCACGUCUUGCCGCGAUAUAGUUGUGAGUUUGCGUGGGUGUUAAGCAGAUACCACAUGGAUGUGUUGAUAGGGGUUCUCCGCAGAGGGUUACUGCGCUCUGCUGUGUGUGCGGCCCUGAAAAGAAGAAAACGCGUGGCCAACGAACACGAUGAAUAGGCCAGGAUGAGUGGAUUAGUUUUGUGAAUGGUGGGUCAGAAUGAAUGAAUCGAGCACAAUUAAAUUUC
Messenger RNA from Ectocarpus siliculosus, 1656 nucleotides. Lineage: Eukaryota; Phaeophyceae; Ectocarpales; Ectocarpaceae. The record is from the annotation of a GenBank genome assembly.